GUUGCCGGCAUCUGUCUCUCUAUAUAACCGGCAGCCGAGCUGCACACAUCUCCCCUCUCAUCCUCCGUAACUUUCCCGUAACCGACAGCUGUGCUCCUGGAUUUCUCCGUAAAACAAUUUAUCAUGCCUGGAUACAACGAUAGAGACCGUGGCCGCGAUAGAGGAUAUGGUGGUGCUCCACGUUUUGGGGGGAACAGAGGUGGUCCAGGUGGGAAAUUUGGCAACCCUGGAGAGAGACUGAUAAAGAAGAAAUGGAACUUGGAGACACUGCCAAAAUUUGAGAAGAACUUCUAUCAGGAAAGCCCUGAUGUGGCAAGACUGUCACUGCAAGAAUGUGAGCAGUACAGGAGGAGUAAGGAGAUCACAGUCCGUGGCCAUAACUGCCCCAAGCCUAUUCCACAAUUCCAUGAUGCAAACUUCCCAGCUAACAUAAUGGAGGUGGUGAAACGACAGAACUUCACUGACCCGACUCCUAUCCAAAGUCAAGGAUGGCCGGUAGCACUUAGUGGGCUGGAUAUGGUUGGCGUUGCAAUGACUGGAUCUGGAAAAACACUUUCUUACCUGCUCCCAGGUAUCGUCCACAUCAACCACCAACCAUUCCUACAGAGGGGAGAUGGGCCAAUUCUCUUGGUGCUGGCACCUACUCGAGAACUGGCUCAGCAAGUACAACAAGUAGCAGCAGAGUAUGGCAGAGCUUGCCGUUUGAGGUCUACCUGUAUUUAUGGGGGAGCCCCCAAAGGGCCACAAAUCCGGGAUCUAGAAAGAGGUGUUGAAAUCUGCAUUGCAACGCCUGGCCGGUUAAUAGACUUCUUGGAAGCUGGAAAAACCAAUCUCAACAGAUGCACAUACUUGGUACUUGAUGAAGCUGAUAGGAUGCUCGACAUGGGUUUUGAGCCUCAAAUAAGAAAGAUCGUGGACCAGAUUAGACCUGACAGACAGACCCUAAUGUGGAGUGCAACCUGGCCCAAAGAAGUACGGCAGCUCGCAGAAGACUUUUUAAAAGAUUACGUUCACAUUAACAUUGGUGCACUGGAACUGAGCGCUAACCACAACAUCCUGCAGAUCGUUGAUGUCUGUAAUGAUGGAGAGAAGGAUGAAAAGCUUGUCCGUCUGAUGGAAGAAAUAAUGAGUGAGAAGGAAAAUAAGACUAUAGUAUUUGUGGAGACAAAGAGGCGUUGUGAUGAACUCACUCGCAAGUUACGACGAGAUGGGUGGCCAGCAAUGGGUAUUCAUGGUGACAAAAGUCAACAAGAACGUGACUGGGUUUUAAAUGAAUUCAAACAUGGCAAAUCGCCAAUCCUUAUCGCCACAGAUGUCGCUUCCCGAGGCCUAGAUGUGGAAGAUGUGAAAUUUGUCAUCAAUUAUGACUAUCCAAACUCCUCUGAGGACUAUAUCCAUCGCAUUGGAAGAACAGCCCGCAGUAGCAAAACUGGCACAGCCUACACAUUCUUUACUCCCAAUAAUGCAAAGCAGGUCAAUGAUUUGAUCUCUGUACUCAGAGAAGCUAACCAGACGAUCAAUCCCAAACUGCUACAAUUGGGAGGUGACAGAGGGCGCUUUAGAGGCAGAGGAAUGAGUGAUCGUCGUGACCGCUUCUCUUCAGGCAAGCGGGGUGGGUGGGACAGGGAAAACUACAACAGAGGUUUUGGUGCUAAGAGAGACUUUGGGAACAAAUCCAUGAACGGCUUUGGGGCCCAGUCGUAUAAUAAUGGUAACUCCUUCAGCAAUGGCUAUGGUGCACCAGCAGUUCAAGGUGGAUUUCGGGGUGGUGCACAGAAUGGUACCUAUCAGAACAACUUUGAUGCCAGUCAACAGUAUACCGCACCCAUGCAAAACGGAAUGAACACACAAGCGUACACAUACCCAGCAGCUGCAGUGGCUGCCCCUGCCCCCAUGAUGGGUUACACAAUGCCGCCCACAACAUACCCCCAGUAAAGACGCACAGUCAGUGUCUUUGUUUUAUUUUGUUCCCAUCCUUGCUCUUUAUAUUGUGUUUUUCAGAACAGGCUAGUUAUUUAAGAAGUCUCUACAGGAUGUGCGGAAAGGUCUACUGCGCAGCAGUGACUGUAGUGCACUUUUUCACUAUUUAAGUUGACUGUUUCUCUACAUUCCUGAAGAAAUUUUAGUUCAUUUUUUUUUUUUUUGUACUAGAAAAUGCAGCCAGUGUUUUCACAGUUAAUGUACAGUGAUUUGAAGUACUGUAAGGAAGGCAAUGCAUGGCCUUCAAUAAAGAUCAUCUAACUAAA
Pseudophryne corroboree (corroboree frog) is the source of this 2246-nucleotide messenger RNA. RefSeq names its product DEAD-box helicase 5 (gene DDX5). Lineage: Eukaryota; Metazoa; Chordata; Amphibia; Anura; Myobatrachidae. The record is from RefSeq and is a predicted model, not a curated record. The transcript has 13 exons. Gene Ontology annotation, molecular function: RNA helicase activity; mRNA 3'-UTR binding; ribonucleoprotein complex binding. Gene Ontology annotation, cellular component: nucleus; cytoplasm; ribonucleoprotein complex. Gene Ontology annotation, biological process: alternative mRNA splicing, via spliceosome. Bases 124 to 1935 code for a protein of 603 amino acids.